Molecule: messenger RNA, 6936 nt
Organism: Alternaria hordeiaustralica
Lineage: Eukaryota; Fungi; Ascomycota; Dothideomycetes; Pleosporales; Pleosporaceae
Exons: 2
Coding region: 1-6936 (2311 amino acids)
Source: RefSeq, a predicted model, not a curated record
AUGAAACAUAAGCCAGCCUUUACACAUUACAGACAAAAGGCGGCUAGGAAAUCACUCCAAGAUGCGUCGUCAUCUAAGACACUUCCCAGUGCACCUGUGUCUAGCACCAAGUACAGCACCGUUACGCCGAGAGAACACAAGCCAGCCUUUACACCUUACAGACAAAAGCCGGCUAGCAAACCACUUCGAGAUUCGCCGUCAUUCGCCAAAUCCCAACUCUCACGCUGGAAUGACUUUCAACGAGCGAUUCAUGAGAAGUACAUUACACAACAAGCAGAUCAAAAGCCGACCAAGCCAUCUUACUACAGUAGCCCUGUCACCAUGGCGGAUAUCAUGGUAGGAUAUGUGCCAUCCAUUCUCUUCGCCGUAUGCGACCAUCUGUACAAGGAAGACCCGGACAUUCAGGAAAUGGUGGCAUUUAUGGUGCGCAAUGCGUAUAUGUUUGUCGUUGGAUAUCUCGCCUACGCGGAAUUCCGCUUGCCAACAUUGCCAUACACCAAAGUUGUAGCAUACGCACGCAGCAUCGGAUCCGUAUCCUACAAUGUGUGGCAGAAAGCGGUAGCCGAUUUCCUGGGAAAGCAGCAAACCGAUCACUUUAUCAUAGACCGGGCGUUGUACGCCACCCUCAUCGGUAUCGCGAUUUAUUUCCUCCUUUUCGCCGGACGAAGGACCCGCGAAGUUGUUCACCACGAAGAAGAUGAAAGCGAUGUAAGCGAGGAUGAAGACAUGUCUGAGACCCAGGAUCUGUCCGCCAGCUCGCCUGCUGCCAUCCAGCAUCGGAAAGAGACAUCAAUUCGUUGUGCCAUCGGCUUCACUGUUGUGAUGACUGUCAUCUGGCUCAGUCACUACGUCCAGGACCUGGCUGUUAUCUUGGCCAGUGUGCCAGCGGUACACGUCCUUUCCAUCUAUAAUGAAGAGGCGCGCAACACCAUCUUCACCAUAUUGAACCUGGUGGUUGGCGGCUCAUACCGAUCGGUCAUCGCCGCGCGAACCUGGAUACGAUACUACGCUGCGGUUGCAGUAGUAGUAUACGUCGUCAUCCAUAUAGACCAGCCAUCUUUGUGCGCUGAUAGACUUUUCAGAGGGGGCGUUGCCCCACCUUUCAGUCAUUUUGCUGUCGUGCUCAAGCUUGUGGGCCUCUCCUAUAUCGACUCACUCGUGCACGGCAUCAUCGAAGUCUCUCGAAUCUCCAUAGCAAAACUCCAGGUUGUAAAAGCUUGGGCUCGGUACAAGUUCAUGCUCAUCGUCAGAGGUCGCGCUGUUUUCCCGUGGCACCCAAACACUGUCGGCGAAUGUCUUCGCUGGGUGCUUGCGACAAUAUUACUCGGUCCCCGGACAGUAUAUGGGUUGCUGCCAGUAUGGGUUGGCCCAGUCAUUGGGUUGAUCGCGCUCUGGGCAUUGACGCAUGCAUUCAUACCAUUGUUCCAGUCUCUGUUCACGGCGAUCUGGCACACCAUACAGCCUUGGACUGAAAGGGCGUCGGAUGCAGCUGCUCAUACAGUGAAGGAGUUUACUACUAGCACUGCGUCUAUUCCAGCCCCAGUCAAGGGGUCGACUUCAUGGACUGCUGUAACCACGACAGCUUUACGCAAUUGGGUCACGCCUCCUCGCAAACUCACUCCAACUUCGCGGGAACGCGCAACGAGCUCUUAUGUGUACACUGCUACCUCGACGGAGAGGGCUACGAGCUCUCGUAUACGUACUACCCUCUCGCCGGCAUGGGCUACCAAGUCCGUUAGGAAUGCUACCUCCAGUUUCAUUACAAACACCCAGAAAACGACUUCUUCAGCAUUCGGAAGGAUCUCAAAGAACUUGAGCUUGUUCUACAGCGCACAAAUCAAGCCGGUUGUAUCUACCGUGAGUACACGCUGCCUCAGCAACUGGUGCCAAGGCCUAGCUUACCACUGGGUAUGGCGCGCGACGACUAUCGUCGCUGUCGCCGGUGUCUGUACCGUAGGCUGGAUCAUGGCCGCUCACGCAUAUCCCGCGCACAAGGUCCGGUCGUCAUUCACAUUCGCAGCUUGUUUCAUGAUAAUAUACGUCCUGGGCACAAACGGGGUUCUGGCUUGCACCCAGGACUACGGCAUUAUCCUUGCGACUGUUCUUGUCAUGCUUCUACUUCUAGCCUACUGGCGGCCGGAUCCGAUCGUGGCCCGAGAUUCUCCCGAUGAACCGCUUCCUAAUCUGCUUGAUGAAGUUGUGGCUCCUGGCUCUGCACCGCCAAGUCCUCCCCCAGCACAAAUUCCCAUCCCUACCAAUGACGUCGGAGAGUCACAGGAAGUAGACCCCCUAAUUGGACAACGUGAUACUUCCAAUCAGCCUCCAGACGCGCAGCCGCCGCAGACACCUCAGCCACCCAGCAACAGUCCAGCAGUUGAUCUUUUGGAUGAGGACUUAUCGGGGCUUCCAGAUGAGGUAGACGCGUUGCGCACUCAACAACAGGCUUCGCCUGUGCAAUCUCCUGUGGAAACGCCUACGCAAGAGCAACCGAUCGAGACUUCGGCUCAGGCUCAUCAUGAUCAGACGCCCACCGAAGAUGCAUGGACACAAACAGAUGCACCUCUUUCUUGGCCGCAGCGCUGGAUGAGCUGGCUCUUUGACAGUGAAGCGGCGCGCAUAGCAAGAGAGAGGACUAUCGAGGCUGCCAGGGCUGCUGCUGAGCAGGAGCACAAGGACUUCCUAGAGCAAUCUGGCCUGGGGAGCGGUGCACAACACGAGGAGUCACAGUCGUCAAACGACGCCAGCGAAAGUCCAGCUGCUGACUCAACGAUGACUUCUCAACCUACAGAGACCGAGCAACAGCACCGGGCUACCGUUGAAGCUGAGGAAGCUGAGGAAGCAAUCCCAACUAUCCCGUCAGAGACUGCGACUAAGGCGACUCCAGACCCUGCGGCUCAGCUGCCAGUGAUAUGGGUGGGUGCUGAUACAUCAGGAUCUUUGCGUAGCCUCACGCCAGCUGCCGAGUUCAAACGUACUCCACUGUUCGAGCCUACUCCUCUGACAACGACCACUCUCAAGACCACAGCGUCUCGCCCACCAGUAGUUCCUGCUGAGCCUAUUCCGCCAGCCACGACUGCUCCCUCAACUAUCGCCGCUCCUGCAAUACCAGCCAUUUCCUCCGAUUCUCUGAUCGUACCUACUCCCGUCAUUACGCCUACCGAUGUACCAAAGUCUGCCACAGACACUACUGAGCCUUCGACAUUGCUUGACAUAUCGUUUGAUCUACCUACCAUCGUAGUCAACGCACCAGAAUCUGAGACGCAAGGAGGAUACACGCCCAUGACAUUUGUUCCCAUUGAGAUGACGGAACUCGCUACACCCGCCAAGCACACGCCUCUCAAGGACCCUGCUUCGGAGCCUGUCAGUGCACCAGAUCACCAAGCUCCAGCCGCUGGUUCAGUGCAAGAUCAACAAGAGGAAGAUGCGCAAGACGAUGAGCAUGAUAGUGUGCAAGAAAGCGAUGAAGACGAAGACGAGGUCGAAGGAGAAGAAGAGUUCGAUUUCGGUGGGAGUCCCACAAUAGGCACAUCAGCUCCGCUACAGCCAGCGAGUCCUAUAGAUGCCGAGAUUGCUGCAGCACUUGAGAGGCAACGCGAGGAGGUGCGAAGAGAGGCUGAGCAGAAGAAGGUCUCGACUCAUAUGGAGGCUGCUUCUGGUGGAGCACCCGCGCCUGGCGACGGCGAUGACAGUGGCAACGGUGAUGGUAAAGAUCACAAUGAUUCGGGCAAUACGCCGAUACCUGGUGCCCCGAAUUAUGGUAUCCCUCAACCCGACAACGAGCCCUCUUCGCCAAAAGAUGCACCAAUGGAAGGCAUGGACAAUGACGCUCCAGCAGCUACACCCACCACUAACGCCAAUGCAACUGUCCCCGACUUACUCUCGCAACCAGCUCCCGGCACGGCAAACAGUCGUCCUUGGGCCCCAUUCAGCUCGCUUCCUUCCAGCAGGACUGAGCCGCCCAUGUUCACAGAAGAGGAACUUGAGACGCAAUUCGCCCUUCCUGCCAUCUAUAAUCGGCCUGCCGCUCGACCCACAGACCCAAAACAUCCAGACUCCGCAGAACAGUGGCGUAACAGGCUGCUGGGAGGUCCUAGUAUGAUGACCAUAAUGAGACGAGAGCGUGAAGCUGCGGCUCGAAGGGCUGGUGGUGAUGGUGGAGACCCGCCGCCUGGCCCUGGUGGCCCUUUCGGUGGAGAUGGCGGCAGCGGUGGUGGCGCGAACCCUCCAUCACCAUCGGGUUCAGCUGGCUCAGGACCUAUGGAGGGGAUGGACGAGUCUUCUUCGAGCGAUUCAGACCAUCACGGUGAGAGCGACCCCCAUAGUCAUCAAAAUGAUGACGGUCAGACUUUGGACAAUCAAGCUGACACCAACGAUCAGAUGGAUGAUGACAACGACGGCAAUGAGGGUGGUGGCGACGAUGAUGGCGAUUCAUCCGCACAACCUGAAGCUUCAAAUCUCGCCGAUGUUCCUAUGACUACUACGCCCGCGGCCUUUGAUACUACUGUCACGGCCGACGACGAUGGAGACGUUGAUAUGUCCGACCUAUUUAGUGCCGAUUUGGACGAUACCAAUUUGGACGAUAUCAAUAUGGACAAUAUCAAUCUGGAUAACAUUAACUUGGACGGCAUCGAUUUCGACAAGAUCGCUAACUCUGGCUUCAAUAAUGAGCAAACGCCAACCACCACCGCUGAUGACAUGAGGAGACAGCUGGUGCCUCUCGAGGGAAUAGAACAAGACAGCGGAAUGCCGAAAAAUCUGUACCUGUCUCCCGAGGAUGAGCAAUACGGUGAAAUCGCAGCAAACAACAUAUUCGCUGAUAUUGAUGCGUAUGAGGCGCAGAAUGGGCCUAUCGAUGUACCACCUCCCAUGUUUGAGCCUCAACAGUACCCGACAGACGGGGAAAGUUUCGAUGAUCUUCUUGGAAACGUCGGCGAUGAAUAUUUUUUACCGACCCAGCAGCCAUCGGUCAUUGUUCCUGGGCCUCCUAAGGGUGCGCCAGAUGCGUUUGACCCAUUCUCAUUCUCAAACGUGAACUGGGGUGCCGCAUUUGGGGAUGCUACGCAAGCCGAAGAGGGUGAUAAUGUGUCACAUCAAGAAAUCAUUGGUGCCGCUGUUGAGAAUGCAUUAGGAGAAGAUCAGGAGCCGGCACGAGAUGAUCUAGCUCCACCGCCACCAACCCACGGAGACGACUUUAACCUUGAAAACAACGAAGUUGCUGAAGACAAUGAGGAACUUAUCGCCGGGCUUUCGAAUGUCGAUCUUAACGUUGACCAGACGGAAAAGAAUGACAAAGCACAAGUUUCGCCAGGUUUAGGAACUCAGCGAGUAUGGGACAGUGACUUCAACAAAGCUCCGGACAACGCUGAACACGAAUAUAAACACCCAGAUGAGUUCACAAGUAUCAGACCGAGAACACGCUUAGUACAACUUCGGGAGGACCACAAGAUUGUGGAGAACCCCGAACAUGCGGAUAACCGGUCAGCCGGCCUGAAAUCGCUAGACGAACUGACCGGGCGACAAGGUCAGGUCUUCCGCGAAGUUCCCAUGGACACGUACGAGAUACGAGGAGAACGUCACGACGACUACAAGGAUGCACAAGAGCUGAUGGCAUGGUUUGAUCCAGAUGCUGAAGGUGCUGAACCUCGAGGUGAUUCCUCGCCAGCUGGUUCUGACGAUGGUAGCGCGUUGUCGGGCGAAAUCGAUGAUGAUGAACUGGACAAGCUUGCCAAAGAAGUGGAAAAGGAUCAGUUGGAUGAACUGAACAAAGCGUCCAAGAGAACACGAGACCUUUCUGAUGACUCAGAUUCAGAAGCAUCGGAAAAGAUUCCAGAUGGUCCAGCAACUCCCCAGGAGAGUUCAGAUGCACGAGCUGGUACUCCGAAGAAGGGCCGCUUCAGAGGUCCAGUCUCAUUUGAUACUGAGGAAGAAGCCCGUUUCGAGAAGAACGAUGUGGAAAAGGUCCUGGACCUUCCGGUAUUCCAGAAACUGAAGGAGGCCAACACCACAUCGACAACCCCAUCGCUGGCGCAACCAUCUCCAAUCGCUAUGUCUGGUCUUCCGACUCGCCCGAGUACUAAAAGUAUACUCAACGCGCCGUCGAUGCCAAGCUCGAAUCCUACUUCCCCAUUUUCGUAUGACAGGCCGCCGCCGCCUUCACCUCUAGCAGGUGGUUUCGCACCGGGAGGUUACGCACGCUCGUAUAACCCAGUCACUUUGCAAAAGAUGAACGGCACGUCCCCUUAUGGAGGUAUACCGACUCUCGGCAAUUUUACUACACCACGCGGUCAAAGUGGUAAUGCGACACCGCCUCCUUGGAGUCCAAGCUACCCAGCCAUGAAGCUGCCCGAUGCUGCACUAUCGAACGCAAGAAGCUUGCUCAAACCGGCAUCCGCCCGACAUCGUGCGCAGCCUACAUCAGGCACAGCGACUACAAACUCCCCGCUCACCUCGCCCGCGUACAUGCCCAUGCAGCCCUCGGCGGGCGUGAACUCCAGUAACUUAUCGACUACUCCUCCAGCCUACGACCCGGCACAGCCUGCGUCGGGAUACACUCCGAAGUCAGCAUCAGACUUUCGGGCCCAGUUGAUACCUCUUUCUGGACUGGGUGUACCACAGAAGCCAUUGCCACAGCUUAGUCCGGUAACACAUCCAGGCGCCGCAACGCAAGAUGAAGAUGCGGUUGGAGAUCAGACCUCGCAAGCUCCAGUAAGGGAUGACAACAACGACCACGAUAGCGAUGUUGACAGCAUUUACGGUCACGACGAAGAGAAACCUCAGCAAUCCCAUAAUACCCAACAAUGGGGCAACACUGCGCAAACGAGUGUUCCAGCUCCUGAAGCUCCCACUGUACCUGUGAACAACGCGCCUGUCGUUGACGAUGAAGAUGCCAAUAUGGGCGGUUGUAGCCCGCCUACAGACGAGGAUAACCCGUCGUGA